Messenger RNA from Chaetura pelagica (chimney swift), 1521 nucleotides. It is a transcript of the gene CDKN2AIP, whose product is annotated as CDKN2A interacting protein. The transcript has 4 exons. The record is from RefSeq and is a predicted model, not a curated record. Gene Ontology annotation, cellular component: nucleolus; nucleoplasm. Bases 1 to 1521 code for a protein of 506 amino acids. NCBI's taxonomy places the organism in Eukaryota, Metazoa, Chordata, Aves, Apodiformes, Apodidae.
AUGACAGGAAAAGGCAAAGUUGUUAAGUGUUGUGGCACAUUUGAGAUUGCAGUUGAGCUGACAGAGCAUGUAGCUGAGUGGGUGGGCUCCAUGGACACUUGGCAGAACAGCCAGGCAAACCCUUACAAGAAGACGUACCCUCCGCAGGUCAUGGAGAAGGCUCUGGAAAUGGCCGAAGGCAUCCAAGUGACCAGCGCGCCUGUCCGCACCACGAGAGACGAACUGGUUGCCAAGGUGAAGAAAAGAGGCAUAUCAAGUAGCAAUGAAGGGGUAGAAGAACCCUCCAAGAAGCGAGCUGUUGAGAAAAGCAAAGAUUCUAAGGAUACUGGAAAGGAUGCGAGAACAACCAAGGCAGAAGUCCCAAAGGAAGCAGAGAGCACGUUGCCAAAAAAGCAGGAAAAAGGUACUAGCAAAGAUCCAGAAAGUUCCCAGUCACCUUGUAGUUCAAAUCAGGAAAUGGUCACAGCAUCAGACACAGAAACAGAAGGAAAACCUGCUAAUGCUGAAAAUGCUCCUGAGCAAAAUGCAUCUUCAUCUGAAAAAGAGUCAGGAGAGAAGCCUUGCUCAAAUCCACCUAAGGAAAGCAAGUGUGAAAAUGAGCCAUCACCUGAAAAGAAAACUGCAGCUAGUGCCCCAGCAUCAGUGUCCAAGAGCGGCACUCAGGCGGGCACCUCGCUGCUGCUGGCCCCAAAGAGUGGCACUCAGGCGGGCACCUCGCUGCUGCUGGCCCCCAAGAGCAGCACUCAGGCAGGCACCUCGCUUCUGCUGGCCUCCAAGGGCACUGCUAAGGCAGGCUCCUCACUCCUGGCCUCCAAGAGCAGCGCUGAGGUGGCUGCCUCAUUGUUGGCUGCUCGGAGCAGCGCUCCGCAGGGAUCCUCCCUGCUGACUUCCAAGAGCAGUGCUCAGGUGGCUGCAUCGCUGCUGGCUGCUCGGAGCGGUGCUCAGCAAGGUCCCUCGGCACUGGCUUCCCGGGGUGGAGCUCAGGCAGGUGCUUCCUUGCUGGCCUCAAAGAGUGGCUCACAGGCAGGUGAAAGCCCUGCUAAGGCUUUGUGCAAACCCUUAACAAGCGAAGAUGCAAAGGAAAGACAACCUUUUUUCAACAGACUAUAUAAAGCAGUAGCCUGGAAACUGGUUGCUGUUGGAGGCUUCAGUCCAAACGUAAAUCACGUUGAACUUCUAAACUCGUCUAUUCAGUCUGUAAAAGCUACUUUAGAUGUUGCUUUUGUUCCCCUGAAGGAACUUGCAGACUUGCCUCAAAAUAAGAGCUCUCUAGAAAACAUAGUUUGUGAACUGAGGUGCAAGUCUGUCUACUUGGGUACUGGCUGUGGUAGAAGUAUGGAAAAUGCCAAAGCGGUUGCUUCAAGAGAAGCUUUGAAAUUGUUCCUCAAGAAGAAAGUUAUUGUGAAGAUAUGUAAAAGAAAAUAUAAAGGUAGUGAAAUUGAAGAUUUGGUACUUCUGGAUGAAGAAUCAAAACCUUUGAAUUUACCUCCAGCUUUAAGAAAUCCUCGUGAGAUCUUGUAG